Anopheles marshallii is the source of this 831-nucleotide messenger RNA. RefSeq lists its product as uncharacterized. The transcript is spliced from 2 exons. NCBI's taxonomy places the organism in Eukaryota, Metazoa, Arthropoda, Insecta, Diptera, Culicidae. The record is from RefSeq and is a predicted model, not a curated record. The coding region runs from base 1 to 831 and encodes 276 amino acids.
AUGGGUAAAAAGAAUAAAAUAAAGGAUGCCGUAGAUGUAACGGAAAAUGUGGCCAACGCUGAGCAAUUGGACUCUGCAAAUGCACCACCGGUCAAGAGGAAGGGUAAAAAGCAAUCGUCUGCCGACACCGAUAGUGCGGCAACAACGAACGGCAGUGUGAUUAACGCAAUUAAAAAGGAUAAGAAAAAGAAAAGCAAAGAAUUAAAAGCGGUCAACAGUGACGAGGGAGAAAAAGAGACAAAAAUUAAAAAGAAAAAGCAGCUUAAGAAUGCCACCGCCGAAGAGGACGAGCAACUAAUUUCGUUUAAAAAAUCUAACAAAAAACGUCCUGUCGAGCCGGAAACCCCGGACGAAGAGAUACCGGCGAAGGUUUCCAAAGCCGACGGUAACCUUAUAACGGCGGGAACGACAAUCGAUCAAGUCGUCGGUAUAAAGUUGAAGAACAAAAAGGGUAAACGGGAAAAAGGACGUGACAAACACGCCGUACAGGUUGAAGAACAGAAGAAAAAGGCUAAAGAGAAGGAACGGGAAGAGAUCCAUCAGUAUCUGGACUGUUGGCGUGCCAACCGCGAGAAGUGGAAGUUUCUCAAACUGCGACAGAUCUACAUUCAGGAUCACGUGUUUGAUGAGGAUGAAAUUAAUGCUGACCUGUGGCCCACCGCGCUGGAUUAUUUGAGUGGAACGAAGGGCGCGAGUAAGGAUAUCUUGGUGAAAAAGGCCGAAAGCAUUAUUCGGGAUGGUGAUGCUGCCGCUGCAGGAGAAGGCGAUGAAACAUUGCAGGCUAGUUGCAAGUACGAACGUGCCCGAGAGCUGUUACAAUGUUUGGGAUAA